This is a messenger RNA of Delphinapterus leucas (beluga whale), 1415 nucleotides long. RefSeq names its product TNF receptor superfamily member 9 (gene TNFRSF9). Gene Ontology annotation, cellular component: external side of plasma membrane. Lineage: Eukaryota; Metazoa; Chordata; Mammalia; Artiodactyla; Monodontidae. Gene Ontology annotation, molecular function: protein binding; signaling receptor activity. Gene Ontology annotation, biological process: apoptotic process; negative regulation of cell population proliferation. The record is from RefSeq and is a predicted model, not a curated record.
GCUACUUUGAUUAAAAUUCUUUUGGAAUCUGCUUGGCUAAUACGUCUAUGCAAGAUUUCAUCAUGGGAAAUUUCUAUUACAACAUAGUGGCUACUGUGCUGUUGGUCAUGAAUUUCGAGAGGACAAGAUCAUUGCAGGAUUUCUGCAGUAACUGUUCAGCGGGUACUUUCUGUGGGAAAAACAAGCAUGAGCUUUGCACUCCUUGUCCUUCAAAUAGUUUCUCCAGCACAAGUGGACAAAAGGCCUGUGACGUAUGCAGGAAGUGUGAAGGUGUUUUCAGGACCAAGAAAGCAUGUUCCUCCACCAGCAAUGCAGAGUGCGAGUGUGUGUCGGGAUUCUACUGCCUGGGAGAAGGAUGUAACAUGUGUGAAGAGGAUUGUAAACAAGGUCAAGAAUUAACAAAAGAGGGUUGUAAAGACUGUUCCUUUGGGACAUUUAAUGAUCGGGAACAUGGUGACUGUAAACCUUGGACAGACUGUUCUUUGGAUGGGAAGUCUGUCCUUGUGAAUGGGACGAAGGAAAGCGAUGUGGUAUGCGGACCAGCAACAGCUGACUUCUCUCCAGGUGCAUCCUCCACCGUCACGCCUGCCCCUGGGGGAGAGCCAGGUCACACCACCCGGAUCAUUAUCUUCUUUCUUGCACUGACGUCGACUGCAGUGCUGUUCUUGGCGUCCUUCGUGGUGUUCCGUUUCUCUGUGGUUAAACAGGGCAGAAAGAAGCUUCUGUAUAUAUUCAAACAACCAUUUAUGAGACCAGUACAAACAGCCCAAGAGGAAGAUGCCUGCAGUUGCCGGUUUCCAGAAGAAGAGGAAGGAGUGUGUGAACUGUGAAGAGGAAAUCCACAGAUGUGUUGGAACUCUCUUGAGAAGAAUCACAGGAGAAAUAUGAGGGAUCCCACUACCGUACCUUUCAAAUUUAAAAACUCCAUACUGGAUAAUACCAACGGUUACCCUAACAAGUUUUUUUUUCUAAAUGCUAAUGACUUGGCCUUUCAAGAUGUACCACUUUUAACAGAACAGAAAAAUGGGACAGAAAUGGUGGUAAAAGUGAUAUUUUCUAGAUACUGCUUGAGAGGUUUGGGCUAGUUUUCUUGAAAUCCAAAGAGAAUUAUAUUUUAAAUUUAAUCAUGUAGGCCAAUCGUGCAGGUAAAAUUAUAAUCAAAAUCAAUUAUAUAUAUAUUUUUGGUGCUAAUAUGACAUAUGGCAAUAGCCAUAAGAUGCAGGCACUAUCCCCCAUCAAAUUUUCCAUGGGUUCAAUCAUUCAACACAAGACAUCCUCCAUUGUCAGGGGAGAAUGAGGACAGUCAUCGUCAUUGCCCAAGUUUGGGGUCAAGAGCAAAAAACUAAAAAAUAACAGACCUUGGGACUUCCCUGGUGGUCCAGUGGUUAAGACACCUCACUCCCAAUGCAGGGGGC